Thamnophis elegans (Western terrestrial garter snake) is the source of this 1317-nucleotide messenger RNA. RefSeq names its product BTB/POZ domain-containing protein KCTD12-like. Gene Ontology annotation, biological process: protein homooligomerization; regulation of G protein-coupled receptor signaling pathway. Gene Ontology annotation, cellular component: presynaptic membrane; postsynaptic membrane. The record is from RefSeq and is a predicted model, not a curated record. NCBI's taxonomy places the organism in Eukaryota, Metazoa, Chordata, Lepidosauria, Squamata, Natricidae.
CCGGUUUAAAACAAGCGGAGCAGGGCCGUCGACGGUCGCAGUCCCCGGGAGCGCAGGCGGCGGCCGAGGGCCUCGCCCGGGACCACCGGCAUGGCCUUAGCCGACAGUGCCCGGGGGCUCCCGAACGGCGGGAGCGGCGGCGGUGCCCGGAGCGGCGUCGCUCGAGCCCCAACGGCCUCUGAGCUGACCUCGUCCCCGUCGUCGGAGUCCAUCCCGGAGAUCGUGGAGCUGAACGUGGGCGGGCAGGUGUACGUGACCCGCCGAGGGACGGUGCUGUCGGUGCGCGGCUCGCUUCUGUGGCUCUUCUCCCAGCAGGAGCCGGCCGCCGACCUGCCCCGCGACGCCAAAGGCCGCUUCUUUCUCGAUCGCGACGGCUUCCUCUUCCGCUACGUCCUGGACUACCUGCGCGACCAGGAGCUGGUGCUGCCCGAGGGCUUCCCGGAGCGCAACCGCCUGCGCCGCGAGGCUGAAUACUUCCAGCUGCCCGAGCUGGUGCGCCGUCUGGCCGCCUCGGGUUCCUCCCCGGGCCCGCCGCGCUUCUCCGGGCUGCUGCGCGACUCUUCGGUCUGCGCCGAGGAGCCGCCGUCGGGGCUGGGCUACUUAGAAGCGGACUUCACCGAGACGCCGGCCUCGGCCGCCUCGCCGACUUCAGGCCGCAGCCCGUCGGGGCCUCCGCCGAUGCUGGCGACCUCGCUCUCCCUGGACGCCGGCGGGGGCGUCGCGGGCGGACGCCGCUCGGGCUACAUCACCAUCGGCUACCGGGGCUCCUACACCAUCGGUCGGGACGCGCAAGCCGAUGCCAAGUUCCGACGGGUGGCGCGCAUCACGGUCUGCGGCAAGACGGCGCUGGCCAAAGAAGUCUUCGGCGAGACGUUGAACGAGAGCCGCGACCCAGACCGGCCCCCCGAGCGUUACACGGCCCGCUACUACCUCAAGUUCAACUUCUUGGAGCAGGCCUUCGACCGGCUGAGCGAAGCCGGCUUCCGCAUGGCCGCCUGCUCCUCCACGGGCACCUGCGCCUUCGGGCCCGAGCAAGGCGGCCCCGCCGAAGACAAGAUCUGGACCAGCUACACCGAGUACGUCUUCUGCCGCGAGUGAGCGCGCCCGAGGCCCGUCCCCGGGGCUGGGUGCGGGAGAAGGCGGCCGUCUGCGGGGCUGUUGCGGCAGACAGAUUCGGGUCCUCGCCGGAGAACCCCCGCUUUGCCCUAGCCGAGCCUCCCACGGGCCGGUUCUCCUAUUGCCCUGCCCGCGGGCCGUCGGCGCUGCUCUCCCCGUCUAGCAAAGCGGACCAGCUGCGAACCUCCAUCAGCCCAGCCC